AACUUUCGGCCAUUCCGCCGCUCUCGCAGUCGGCCUGGGACUCCACGCAGGGACCCCCGCCCUGUCCUCCUCCAGGCCCACCCCGGCAGUCCCCACCCCAGGCGGACGGCGAGAUAGGGUCCCGAGGCAGGGCCUUCCUGCUGCAGGUCUUGUCCAUGUCACCACAGCCUCGAGCUCCGGGGACAGAUCCAGGCCCAGGCUGCAUAUCAUGAGCACCGGGAUCCCCCAGGACACUCUCUGGGCUCCUCAGGCCCUGGGGCCCAAGGGCCCUGUCGCCCUGCCCCUGGCUCACCUGAGUUCCUCAGGCCCCAGGAUGCCAUAGAGGCCUGGAAUCAGACCUGGAGCCUGGGAAGCCUGGGCCAGAGGACCAGAGCCUCAUCUCUUCUGCCACCCCUGCUUGGUCUCUGCAGAGACUUGGCCUCCAGGUUUGUGGCUGCAGUGCCCCUCACCUGCUCCACACCUGGCCCUGUCACAGGCCUCAGCAAUGUCAUCACCUCUGCGGGCCCUCUUUCUCCUGGCCCUGGGCCUGGGGCUGGCUGGAACCCUCAACCCCAAGGACCCCAACACCUGCAGCUUCUGGGAAAGCUUCACCACCACAACCAAGGAGUCACACUCCCGCCCCUUCAGCCUGCUCCCCUCGGAGCCCUGUGACCGGCCCUGGGAGAGCCCGCACACCUGCCCCCGGCCCACGGUUGUCUACCGGACCGUGUACCGCCAGGUGGUGAAGACGGAGCACCGAAUGCGCCUGCAGUGCUGCCGGGGCUUCUAUGAGAGCAGCGGAGCCUGUGUCCCGCUCUGUGCCCGGGAGUGUGUUCAUGGCCGCUGCGUGGCACCCAAUCAGUGCCAAUGUGUGCAAGACUGGCGGGGCGACGACUGCUCCAGUGCUUGUGCCCUGGGAGUUUGGGGGCCACAGUGUGACAAGCCCUGCAACUGCGGCAACAGCAGCUCCUGUGACCCCAAGAGUGGGGCGUGUUCCUGUCCCUCUGGGCUGCAGCCUCCACACUGCUUUCGGCCCUGCUCCCCUGGCCGCUAUGGCCCUGCCUGCCAGUUCAGCUGCCAGUGCCAUGGGGCACCCUGUGACCCACAGACCGGAGCCUGCCUCUGCCCCCCAGAGAGAACUGGGCCCAGCUGCGAGGUGUCCUGUUCACAGGACAGUGUUGGCUUCUUCUGCCCCAGCACCCCUCCUUGCCAAAAUGGGGGUGUCUUCCAGGCCUCUCGGGGCUCCUGCAGCUGCCCACCUGGCUGGAUGGGCACCAUCUGUUCCCUGCCCUGCCCCGAGGGCUCCUAUGGACCCAACUGCUCCCAGGAAUGUCGCUGUCACAACGGCGGCCUCUGCGACCGGUUCACCGGGCAGUGUCGCUGCGCUCCGGGAUACACAGGGGACCGGUGCCGUGAGGAGUGCCCCGUGGGCCGCUUCGGGCAGGACUGUGCUGAGACUUGCGACUGCGCCACGGGCGCCCGCUGCUUCCCGGCCAACGGCGCGUGUCUGUGCGAACACGGCUUCACUGGGGACCGCUGCGCCGAACGUCUCUGCCCCGACGGCCUCUACGGCCUCAGCUGCCAGAUGCCCUGCACCUGCGACCCGGAACACAGUCUCAACUGCCACCCGAUGAGCGGGGAGUGCUCUUGCCUGCCGGGCUGGGCGGGCCUCCACUGCAACGAGAGCUGCCCGCAGGACACGCACGGGCCCGGCUGCCAGGAGCACUGCCUCUGCCUACACGGCGGCGUCUGCCAGCCCGACAGCGGCCUCUGCCGGUGCGCGCCCGGCUACACGGGCCCGCACUGCGCUAGCCUCUGUCCCCCUGACACCUAUGGAGUCAACUGCUCCGCACGCUGCUCCUGCGAAAACGCCAUCGCCUGCUCGCCCAUCGACGGCACCUGCGUCUGCAAGGAAGGUUGGCAGCAUGGUAACUGCUCCGUGCCCUGCCCGCCUGGAACCUGGGGCUUCGGUUGCAAUGCCAGCUGCCAGUGUGCCCACGAGGCAGCCUGCAGCCCCCAAACUGGAGCCUGUACCUGUACCCCUGGGUGGCACGGGACCCACUGCCAGUUCCCCUGCCUGAAGGGGAUGUUUGGUGAAGGCUGUGCCAGCCGCUGUGACUGUGACCAUUCUGAUGGCUGUGACCCUGUUCACGGACACUGCCAGUGCCAAGCUGGCUGGACAGGUACCCGCUGCCACCUGCCCUGCCCUGAGGGCUUCUGGGGAACCAACUGUAGCAACACCUGCACCUGCAAGAAUGGGGGCACCUGCAUCCCUGAGAAUGGCAAUUGUGUGUGUGCACCUGGAUUCCGAGGCCCCUCCUGCCAGAGAUCCUGUCAGCCUGGCCGCUACGGCAAACGCUGUGUGCCCUGCAAGUGUGCUAACCACUCCUCCUGCCACCCUUCGAAUGGGACCUGCUACUGCAUGGCUGGCUGGACAGGCCCUGACUGCUCCCAACCGUGCCCUCUAGGACACUGGGGGGCCAACUGUGCCCAGCUCUGCCAGUGUCGCCAUGGCGGGACCUGCCACCCCCAGCGUGGGAGUUGUUUCUGCCCCCCAGGCCGGACCGGACAUCUCUGCUUGGAAGGCUGCUCUCCAGGGGUGUUCGGUGCCAAUUGUUCCCAACCAUGCCAGUGCGGUCCUGGAGAGAGGUGCCACCCAGAGACUGGGGCCUGUGUGUGUCCCCCAGGGCACAGUGGCGCCCCCUGCAGGAUUGGAAGCCAGGAGCCAUUCACCAUGAUGCCUACCUCUCCAGUGGCCUAUAACUCACUCGGGGCAGUGAUUGGCAUUGCAGUGCUGGGAUCCCUGGUGGUGGCCCUGGUGGCACUGUUCAUUGGCUACCGCCAUUGGCAAAAAGGCAAAGCGCACCAGCACCUGGCAGUGGCCUACAGCAGCGGGCGGCUGGACGGCUCUGAGUACGUCAUGCCAGAUGUCCCUCCGAGCUACAGUCACUACUACUCCAACCCCAGCUACCACACCCUGUCUCAGUGCUCACCUAACCCCCCGCCCCCUAACAAGGUCCCAGGCAGUCAGCUCUUUGCCAGCCUCCAGGCCCCUGAGCGGCCAGGUGGAGCCCACGGGCAUGAUAACAACCACACCACACUGCCUGCUGACUGGAAGCACCGCCGGCAGCCCCCUCCAGGGCCUCUGGACAGGGGUAGGAGCCUGGGGCCCAAGGCCUCUGGUAACAGCCGCCUGGACCGAAGCUACAGCUGUAGCUACAGCAACAGGAAUGGCCCAGGCCCCUUCUACAGUAAAGGGCCCAUCUCUGAAGAGGGGCUGGGGGCCAGCGUGGCUUCCCUGAGCAGUGAGAACCCCUACGCCACCAUCCGGGACCUGCCCAGCCUUCUAGGGAGCCCCCGGGAGAGCAGCUACAUGGAGAUGAAAGGCCCUCCCUCAGGGUCUCCCCCCAGGCAGCCGCCCCAACUCCGGGACAGCCAGAGGCGGCGACACCCCCAGCCAGAGAGAGACAGUGGCACCUAUGAGCAGCCCAGCCCCCUGACCCAUGACCGAGACUCUGUGGGUUCCCAGCCGCCUCUGCCUCCGGGCCUGCCUCCUGGCCACUAUGACUCACCCAAGAACAGCCACAUACCUGGACACUAUGACUUGCCUCCAGUACGGCAUCCCCCGUCACCCCCACUUCGGCGCCAGGACCGUUGAGGAGCCAAGAUGGUGUGCAGAGGUCAGCACACCGGUUCUUUGCUGCUCAAGGCUGAGGACAGAGCCUGCUGUACCCUGCCAGGAGCAGGGAGAGGACUGGCCGGCCGUGAACAUGAACAUGUUUAAUAGAGGAAGUGAAUGGAGAGGAGAUGGGAGCCUGGCUCCCAGGUUCUACCAUGGGAAACACUGGUCAGCAGGAAACCUGUGUUCCUUUUCCCCAACCCAUUGCUCCCCAAGGCCCCCAGGGCCCUGUAUACAUAAACUGGUGGGUUGAAUGUUGCUGGAUAACUCUGAUUUCAGAUUGCUGUAAGAAGUGUAUAUUGGGUAACUUUUCUGUGCACUCCCGGGCUAGGCUCUGUGUGUGCGUGCAUGCGUGUUUUCAGAGGCGUACCAGGCACUGAUCCUGUCUUGGGGCACUCACUAUAUAGUGGAGAGGCAGCCCAAACCCAGUUAACUCUAGAAAUAGCGUGACUGGCCUCCCUGCAUUCAUUUGGUACUCCCGCCAACCAACUGCUUCAAAAUACAAGCUGGUUAGGUUACCCCUGCCUGAAAGUCUCCGUGGGUGCCCCAUGGCCCUCGGGCUACAGUCAAAAUUGUCCAAAGCCUUAAAGGCUUUGCUGGCCUGGCCUGCCUGUCUCUUCAGCCUCACUCUGAACUGUGUUCCCUAUCACUCUGCCCCAGUCACACUGGCCUCUACGUCCUCCUAUCAGCCACACGUCUUCCUACUACAGGGACUUGGCACAUCUGGAAUGCUCUUCCUCCCCCACUCACCUGUUAACUCCUGCUUGUCCCUCACACCCCAUGUUGUCUUUCACAGCACUGAUUACUGAUGUGUUCAUGCACCAGUUACCUGCAGAAGGCCUACAGGGUGCCAGGCACCUCUGUAAUGUGUUGCUUUUUAGCGUGAUUAUUUGAUUAAUCUCUGCCUCCCCCACCAGACUCUUAAGUUCCCCGAAAGCAGGAAUCCUGUGUUUAUGUUCAACACUGGCUCCCCUUGGCACAUGGUAGGCACUCAAUAAAUGUUCCCCCAAAG
Lagenorhynchus albirostris (white-beaked dolphin) is the source of this 4670-nucleotide messenger RNA. RefSeq names its product platelet endothelial aggregation receptor 1 (gene PEAR1). The record is from RefSeq and is a predicted model, not a curated record. The transcript has 25 exons. Gene Ontology annotation, molecular function: protein binding. Bases 485 to 3637 code for a protein of 1050 amino acids. NCBI's taxonomy places the organism in Eukaryota, Metazoa, Chordata, Mammalia, Artiodactyla, Delphinidae. Gene Ontology annotation, cellular component: membrane.